CAAAUAAUUAAGAGAAAAAGGAAAAUGUUUGCAGCUUUGUGGAGCCAAAAAAACCAAGAAAAAUCAUUAACAGAAAAAACUCCCUUAAUAGGUAAAGAACAACAACGCCACUCUAGUCGACGCUUCUUCCUUCCCACUCUUUGUUCAUCUCCUCAUUCCGUCUCUUUCGAAAUGGCCGACGCUGUUACUGCGGCACCUCUUCGCACUGUCUACCUCGGCGUCGAUGUUGGUACGGGCAGCGCUCGCGCAGGUUUAUUUGAUGAAAAUGGAAAACUUCUUGGUUUUGGAAGCUGUCCCAUUCAAAUUUGGAAGGAAGGUGAUUGUAUUGAGCAAUCUUCAACCGAUAUCUGGCUUGCUGUCUGUUCAGCUGUGAAAUCAGCAUGCUCCCUUGCUAAUGUUGAUGGAAAAGAAGUAGCGGGGAUUGGAUUUGCAGCAACUUGUUCCCUUGUGGCUGUAGAUGCUGAUGGAUCCCCAGUUACAGUUUCCUGGAGUGGUGAUUCCAGAAGAAAUGUUAUAGUGUGGAUGGACCAUAGAGCGGUAAAACAAGCUGAAAAGAUCAACACAUGCAACUCAUCUGUAUUGCAGUACUGUGGGGGAUCUAUUUCCCCUGAGAUGGAGCCACCAAAGCUUUUGUGGGUGAAAGAAAAUCUUAAAGAGUCCUGGUCGAUGGCAUUUCGGUGGAUGGACUUAAGUGAUUGGUUGUCCUAUAGGGCAACUGGCGAUGAUACACGGAGCUUAUGCACUACUGUUUGCAAGUGGAUGUAUCUUGGUCAUGCACACCUUGAGCAAAUAAAUGAGAAAACUUUUCGUGUUAUGGAAGCAUGUGGUUGGGAUGAUGAUUUUUGGGAGGAGAUUGGCUUAGGUGAUUUGAUCGAUGGACAUCAUGGCAAGAUCGGUCGAAGUGUAGCUUUUCCUGGACAUCCAUUAGGCUCUGGUCUAACACCAGCUGCUGCAAAGGAACUUGGUUUAGAGGCAGGCAUUCCAGUAGGAACAUCUUUGAUUGAUGCUCAUGCUGGUGGGGUUGGGGUCAUGGAAAGCAAACCAGCAUCUGAUUCUGAAUGUGAAGAUGAUGAAAAUGAAGGAAUUUGCCAUCGUAUGGUCUUGGUCUGUGGAACAUCUACUUGCCAUAUGGCCGUAUCUAGCAGCAAGAAGUUCAUUCCAGGCGUUUGGGGGCCAUUUUGGUCUGCAAUGGUUCCUCAAUAUUGGCUUACAGAGGGUGGCCAAAGUGCCACUGGGGCACUCUUAGAUCACAUAGUUGAGAACCAUGUAGCUUCUCCUAAUUUGGCAAAUCGUGCUGCAUCUCAGGGGACCACAGUGUUUGCACUUCUGAACAAGAUGUUAGAAUCAAUGACGACAGAGCUGAACCUUCCAUUUCUUUCUGCUCUGACGAAGGAUCUGCACGUUCUUCCUGAUUUUCAUGGGAAUAGAUCCCCUAUUGCAGAUCCAAAUGCAAAAGGAAUAAUCAGUGGUCUUACACUUGAGACAAGUGAAAAGCAACUUGCUCUUCUAUAUCUUGCCACUGUCCAAGGUAUUGCAUAUGGCACGCGCCACAUCAUUGAGCAAUGUAAUGCCAAUGGCCACAAAAUUGACACCCUUCUUGGUUGUGGUGGACUAGCAAAAAAUCCAUUGUACAUACAAGAGCAUGCAAAUAUUACUGGGUACCCAGUAAUUCUUCCUCGAGAAAAUGAAUCUGUACUAUUGGGAGCUGCUAUACUUGGUUCUGUUGCAGCGAAGAAAUAUCCUAGCCUUCACAAGGCAAUGAAGGCACUAAAUGCAGCAGGCCAGGUUGUUUAUCCAUCAAAACAUCCCAAGGUGAAGAAGUACCAUGAUGCAAAGUAUAAAAUUUUCCGUGAUCUUUAUGAAAAACAAGUCUCAUAUCGGUCCAUCAUCACUGAAGCUUUGAAUUAGAUCGAAAGGCAGCGUCUUUCAGCUAAGGCAAAGGUCCAUAAGAGUGUUCACAAAGUAUCACUUUUCUUCUUUCUUGCUCUCAUACACGCUGUAUGUUAUAGAAAAAUUGCUCAUUUGGAAUAUAAUUUUUUUUCUACCCCUAUUUUACUCUUGUUAAUUUUGUUAGUGCUUAGUAUGAAUGUAUUUUGCUGUAUAUCUCUGUAGUUCUUUCUUUGGUUACAAUUUAUUUUGAUUGUAUA
Messenger RNA from Amaranthus tricolor (Joseph's coat), 2147 nucleotides. RefSeq lists its product as uncharacterized. The transcript has 15 exons. Gene Ontology annotation, molecular function: phosphotransferase activity, alcohol group as acceptor; kinase activity. Lineage: Eukaryota; Viridiplantae; Streptophyta; Magnoliopsida; Caryophyllales; Amaranthaceae. The coding region runs from base 25 to 1908 and encodes 627 amino acids. Gene Ontology annotation, biological process: carbohydrate metabolic process. The record is from RefSeq and is a predicted model, not a curated record.